This is a messenger RNA of Centruroides sculpturatus (bark scorpion), 1122 nucleotides long. RefSeq lists its product as uncharacterized. The coding region runs from base 1 to 1122 and encodes 373 amino acids. NCBI's taxonomy places the organism in Eukaryota, Metazoa, Arthropoda, Arachnida, Scorpiones, Buthidae. The record is from RefSeq and is a predicted model, not a curated record. The transcript has a single exon.
AUGGAGCUUUUAAAAGAACUUAAGAAGAUAGACACUCCAGAUUGCGCAACGGUAUUGGAUUUUAGAUCCUUAUACCCAUCAAUAAAAAUUCAACCUUGUUUUUGUGCGCUCAGGGACUUCCUCCUCUCUAACAUAGAGGACACCACAUUGCACCACGAUAUACUCAAGUUAGUGCAUCUGGCUUGUUACAAUUCCGUAUUCCAAUUCAAGAACACCAUAUACGAGCAAGGAAGAGGAGUACCAAUGGGAAGUCCACUAUCUGGAGAUUUAUGCGAAAUGGUAAUCAGGAUAUUAGAAAGCAAAGUCCUUCCCUCUUUUCUCCCAAGUAUUAGCAUGUACAGAAGAUAUAUCGACGAUAUAAUUAUCCUUUGGAAAGCUGAGCCAGAUAUAGAUCAUUUUAUGAAAUCUAUGAACAACAACCCAUAUGGCCUCGUAGUGGAACUGGAACAACAUAGUAAGGAUAAAGUACACUUCUUGGAUAUAGUUAUAGAUAUGAAAGAAAGGGCGGUACAAACUUAUGUAUACAGAAAACCUACAGCGAUAUCAACGUAUAUACCUUAUGAAUCUUGUGACCCAUUUUCUUAUAAGAUAGCUGCGUUUAGAGCAUUAGUAGAAAGAGCAUAUACGCAUUCUUCCACCUCCCAAGCCCUCCAACGAGAAUUAAAUUACAUUAGGAAGAUCGCUAAAGAGCAUGGUUACAGCAAUAUUAUAAAAGGAUUAUGUAAGCAGCACUGGUGUUUGCAGAAUCGUGUAGAAGAAAAGGUAGAGGUACUAAAUGAUGGAAAUGAGGAUAGCGUAGAGAGGGUACCAAUAACGUAUAACCUGCAUCUAAAGGCAAUGUACGAAAAAAUUGCAAAAAUAAAAGGAAUUAAGAUUGCAUACAAAAGAAACCCAACCAUUUACAGUUUAUUAAGGAAUGGGAAAGACAAUUCGGACCCAAAUAGGCUUCCAGGGAUAUACAGUAUUCCAUUAAAAGAUAACAGAUGGGAUAGGCCUUUAGUGUAUAUCGGAUCCACCAAGCGUUCAUUGUCUACAAGAUUAAAAGAGCAUAAAUCAGACAUAGAACAUAAUAAAUGUACGACGGCCCUAUCUACGUAUGCGACGAACACCUUUCUUCGAUGA